This is a messenger RNA of Salvia splendens (bonfire salvia), 3342 nucleotides long. Its product is annotated as AUGMIN subunit 8. Bases 1322 to 3103 code for a protein of 593 amino acids. The transcript has 7 exons. The record is from RefSeq and is a predicted model, not a curated record. Gene Ontology annotation, cellular component: nuclear microtubule; cytoplasm. Gene Ontology annotation, molecular function: microtubule binding. Gene Ontology annotation, biological process: spindle assembly. Lineage: Eukaryota; Viridiplantae; Streptophyta; Magnoliopsida; Lamiales; Lamiaceae.
GAUGAAAGUUGUGUUUAUCUGUUUUUUUUGGUGUUUUAAUUCUUCAAUCAAUUCGCUGAAUUAUACUCCCGAGGGUUUUAAGGUAUGAAAUUCAGAAGACUUAAACAACUUUGAUCAGUAUUCUGGAGCAGAAUUUUUUACUGAUUCAAGUGAUUUUUUUUCUAUCCCCAUUUUCAAUAGCCUUGUAAUUUAGGAACAAAAUCUGACAAAGCGCAGAGCUUUUAUUUCUUCAACAUAUAUAUUCAUGUGAAAUUAGGAAAAAGGUCAAAACUAGAAUUAUUUCUUUAGUCAUUUAUGAGCAUAGCGAUGUUUUUUUAAAAGUGGAAUUAACUGUUUGGUUUUUGUUGAUUUGUGUAUUGCUUGUCGUUUUGAGUUCAUGAGGUAGGACAAUGAUCUCUACCUGCACAUGGUGUCCCAUUACUGUUGCCAUCACCCUACAUUUUUUUUGUUUUUUGUUUUCUUAUUUUUCAUCUUUUUUAUAGUGAUGUUUUUCGUCGUUACCUGAUGUAGUUUACUUCGAGAAGCCCUGUUUGUAUCAAGAAAAAGUUGAGAGUUUUGCACUUAAUCCGAAAAUGAGACUGUAAUUUCUGUUUAUUUACUGGUUUUUCCCCUUGUAUUAAGUUCUUGGGUGACAGCGAUUGCGUGUGGGAGCAUUCAAUCACAAUUAAUCACUCUGUGGAUGUGUUUCUGUGGGAGGGCUGGUGAACAUAUAAAUUUCAUUGAAUUCCCUUUCAUGAAAGGGAGUUGGUGGGGGAAAGAAGGGGCAGGACAGAAUGGCUAAUGUGAGUCUACCUUAAUGUGUGUGUGAAUUGCAUAUGCAGCUCCAACCAUGAAAUUCUCGUGAGAGCGACAAUGGCUGGGGGACCGGCGCUGAGAUCAAGAAAGUGAGAUAAAAUAAUAUCCAUGGGAUGCCAUUCUUGGCCUAGACAGCUUUACCAGUGUUUGUUCUACUUCCCUUUUCCACCAUUUCCAAUUUCCUUGGAUCCAAACUUAACCCACUAGCUUUUGUCUCUUACUUGUAAUAGUGACUGUAACUUGUUUUUACUCUUCUGCAACUGUCUUUCUCAUUUAGGCCUAGUUGCUAUGUGAUCUGGGCUGGGGCAGAUGGUUGGAGUAAAUCCCAUUUGUAUUUCUUUGCUGGAUUUUGUGGAAUUGAAUGGUUUGAGAUCUGAUUGCCUGUAAAGAUAUUUUCAGAGUGGAAAGGAACUCCUUUAGGAAGCAUUUGUUGAAUUGUCAAUAAAUUUAUUGGGUUCGGUGAUAGUGUGUCUCUUUGCAGUGAGAUGAUCACAGACAUUAAUGAGGUUUAGUUUGCUCUAUUUGGAUGGAUGUAUGUGAGUCAGAGAAAGCAGUGUGUAAGCAAUCUACAACAGUGACUUUGAGGCCACCACUUGUUUCAGCUGACAACAAAAAUGGAGCCGCCACUCGAAGGUCCCGAACCAGAGAGGUUAGCUCGAAGUAUAUGUCGCCAACGCGAUCUGUCGCGGCUGCUCCGAAGCGCUGCCCCUCACCAAAUGCCUGGAGGGCAUCCACUGCUUCAACCGUGCCCUUGCCAAAGAGAGCUGUAUCAGCUGACAGAAGGCGCCCGACUACACCAACAUCACCACGUAGUCCUUUUCCAUCGACACCAGUGCAGGAUACAGCUGCCGCAACGCUAGUGACACCAAGAAAGACAUUGGUUAAUAAAUCAUCGCCAGAGUCUUUAUGGCCAUCUACAAUGAGAAGUCUCAAGGUUUCUUUGCAAUUUGAUGGUAAGAAAGACAGCACGAUUUCUCGUAUGCCUUCUGAUCGAACUCUGAAGCCACCAUCAAAUGUAGCUCGCAAGGGCGAAACACCAACUGCAAGGAAGCCCACACCAGAGAAGAAGAGAAGCCCUCUCAAAGGAAAGAACUCUACUGAUCUGUUGGAGAAUUCUAAACCUCUUGAUGGUUUGCCAUCUUCUCUACUAGAUCAACAUCGAUGGCCGAGCAGAAUGAGUGGGAGAGCUUCCUCUAUCGCUAGCAGAAGUGGUGCUACUGAAAAGGUGAACCAAACUCCUUUAUCUCAAUCUAGGAUGGCUACUACGCCUUCCUUCAGGAGAUUAUCUCUGGAUGGGACAAGCAGACCUGUAAGGAAAAGUGCGAGUGAUCUUAUUAUACCUACGUCACAUGUUGAGAGCGAAAAGCUGGUGUUUUGUGGAAUUGCAUUUUAUGAUGAUUCGCAAAAGGUGCAGAGGCCUUCCUCUUCAAGUUCAUCAGAAAGAUCAUCAAUGAUGAGUACAGUGGCUAGGACUCAGUCAUUGCCAAUCCCCAGAUCACGCCCCUCUUCACCCUCGGUGUCCAGAGUGGUCAGUCCAUCACGAGUCAGGAUUGUUCACCCGUCUUCUAGAGGCUCUAGUCCUGCUAGGAUGAGGCCAUCGAGCCCAUCCAGACAACCUCAUGAUACUUCUGUACUUAGUUUCAUCGCAGAUAUUAAGAAAGGCAAGAAAGCUGCUAUUGACAUUCAAGAUGUCCAUCAGCUAAGGCUGUUGUACAAUAGACAUUUGCAAUGGCGAUAUACAAAUGCUCUAGUCGAUGCUGCAAUGCAUUCUCAUAAAGCGAAAGCAGAGAAAAUAUUAUACAACACGUGGAGGACAAUCUUAGAUCUGUUGGAUUCAGUCAGAAAAAAAAGAUCUAACCUCCAGCAGCUGAAGCUUAAGUUGAAGCUUUAUUCAGUUUGGGUCAAUCAAGCGAGCUGUCUUGUUGAGUGGGCUUCAAUUGAGAGGGACCAUACCAACUCAAUGACCUGGGCCAUCCGCGAUUUGCAGGCUAGUACUCUCCGGAUUCCAGUUGCUGAAGGAACGAGGGUAGAUAUUAGAUCUGUCAAGGGAGCUGUAUGCUCUGCUGAUAACGUGAUGAAGGCUAUGGCAUCCUCUUUACGCCCCAUUCUCCAUCAGGUAGGGAGUAUGAACUCCUUGGUAGCGGAACUUGCUGAUCUUGCAGCACGUGAAAGAGCCGUGCUUAAUGAGUGCGAAUCACUUUUUUGUUCCAUAGUUGCUUUGCAGGCAGAAGAAGGCAGCUUGAGAACUCAUCUUUUGCAAAUGAAGCAAUCUUGGAGAGGUGACCAACUUUCCCUAUUUGGGAACUAAGAUGAUUUCAAGUACGAUGAUGCAUUCUAACACACCUCGAUUUUUGUAUAUGAAAUACAACAUCAUCUCUUUCCGUAGUGAAUGUAUAUCAAUGUUUCUACCUUAAUAUUUCUUUUAUUAUUUUUAGUUUAGUCUACUUUUCUAAUUUUAUUAAUUUGAAUAGGUGGAGUAUUUUGUAAAAAGGAGAAUGUGAAAUACAUUGAAAUAUAACGAAAAUAUCUUCCGCGCUGUGGGCCUCA